AUGUAAUACGUUCCUUUAACAGUUCAUUUGAGUGCUCUAGCCUAACUUUAUUAAUAAUGUGCUGCUUUAUCUGAGAAGCAUGAUCGACUAGCUAAAGGAUUAGACAUUUUUAAUACAGAAGUUAAUCAUUUUACAAUUGCUCCUAUAUUUGAUUAAGAAAGAAUAAUGCAAGAACAAAAUACAGAGGGUCCUUAGAUCUAAGAUUUUAGUUCAUAGAAACCCAAUACUCCAUUAUCUAGUUGUAAGACACCAGUGGAAAUAGAGUAAUAAAUAUUAUUAACUUUAUUUAGUUUGGUGACAGAUGAAGAUGCUCAAAUUGAGUAAGGAACUAAACCAAUACAAAAUGAAACUAAAAAAAUUAAGAAAAAUAAAUAAAAUGUGGAUAGUUAAAAAUUUUUAUAAUGUCCAGAAUGCUAAAAGCAUUGUAAAAAUGUUGCUGGUUUGAGAAGACAUCAAUCAAGGAUGCAUGUUGAUAAGCCUUUAAAAAAUGUUACUAAAAAAAUGUAAAACAAAAAACAAUUAGGAAAUAAUAUUCAAAACUGA
Paramecium pentaurelia is the source of this 543-nucleotide messenger RNA. The record is from the annotation of a GenBank genome assembly. NCBI's taxonomy places the organism in Eukaryota, Ciliophora, Oligohymenophorea, Peniculida, Parameciidae.